CAGCCAGUGGAAAACAAGCACAAGCUUAAAGUUUCGAUCCAAGAAGAGGAGAAAGACAGAAAGAGAGAAAGAGAGAAAGAAUCCGGGAUUAGGCCAGCUCAUCCAGGUCUCUGUGGUUCGUGGCAGGGACGGAUUGUGGAACCCGGGGUUGAACGGGCGCUGCGGCCAGCCCGAGAAAGAACCCCAUGACCCAGUUGGAUUGAUGGAUUGAUUGGCCACGGAUCGAUCCCAAGCCCAGGCCUUCAUUGUCAAGAAUCAGCUCUGCGGGUGAGACCCGUGAUUUGGGUGUGGGUUGGAAACUUGAGGGGCAUCGUGAUUGGGCAUCGUGAGACGGGGUUCAGUUGGAUUGGAUGGCCCUCAAGAUGCGACCGCAUACCCGCACCCAAUGCCAAGAUGGGACGCGUUGUGAGGAAUGCCAGAAACCCGGUCCCAGCUCCAACCCGGUCAGUCUCAGCACCACGCCCUCUUCAUCCUGCUCAAGCAGUCCCAACUCCUCCGUGUGCGACGAUGAGCAGCCCAAAAAGUUGGAUCCGCCCGAGGCGCUGAACUUGGAGAAACUUGAGGGCUUUCCUCACCCGUUGCUGCCCGAGACCAUUGCGCCCAACGGGUUCAUGUUGGACCAGAGCGGCACGUUCCUGGUCCCAUCACCCAUUCAACGGCCCAAGGCCCGCUCGGUCACCUCGAGUUUGUCCACGGUCUCGGAAUUGGGCGGAAAUUCGCGGAAUGCGCCCAAACGGAAUAUUCUCUUAGUGGAGCUUCCGGCCGAGGUCCUGAUCCAGAUCUUGCGAUAUCUGCCCUAUAGCGAGAUCAGCCAUUAUCGAACCGUUUCCCGACGGUUCAACGAAUUGUGUUCAUCGAUUCUCAACACCACGUUCCAAAAAUUCCAAAGCCAAAUGUUGAAACGAUUCCAUAGUAUUAAAAGCAAAAUGCCUCGACGUGAAUCGGCUCGAAGGAACCAUCCUUUGGCGCGAGAAUCGGAUAUCAUUGAGACGCUUCAUAUGAGGUUGACCCUGCUCCAAAUGACAUUUGGCAAGCAUAUUGAGCGAAAACACGUGUGUUUCUUUGCAGGAGAGAUAUUGGACGAAGUGACUCGGAUUGUGUCAUACAUCCACAACACGCCCAAUCUUGGGCGUGCUUACAAAGUGACGGAUGAGCUCUUCGAUCUGUCCACAAUGGCCAUGGAGUAUUUCAAGGAGAAACUAGAACCCACCCUCCCGGAUAUCACGUAUUUCGCCGCGGAUUUUUUGGACGACAUCGCACCUUACAAAACCCCGGUGAAAAAGCAAUCUCAGAAUGGAAACUCCAAUGGGUUAUUUAUGGACUCGCCGUGCUCGUCACGUGCUUCCGUGGCCGAUUCGGCCGUGUCUGAGCCGUGGUUUGGCUCGUCCAUGGCCGAUGAUAUCGCACCCACAUCCAAUGUGGUGUUACGCAAGAGCAUUCGAAGUAUUAGGAAAGGCAUGAAGAGACAAAACACGGAUCUGAAUGAAGUGAAGCGAGAACUGAAGUCGUGCAAAACCAAGAUAGAGACGCAAACGAAGCAGAUCCAAGAGUAUUCCCAAAGACUUGAAGAUUACGACAAAAAAUUCGAGGAGAGCGCCAACAAAUUCCAGACUCUCUUAACAGAGUUGAAUAAGUGCAAGACUGAACUACAAUUUUGGCGUUCCAAAGCCAGCCAAGGGUCGAUUCACCUGGCCUCAAACGAACCCAUACCCAACGGAGGCGAAGUAGAACCCAACGGAGAUCAUCCAAUGGAGCCGUUCAAGCCGCCAGACUACAACGGGGGCGACGAAGACUCAUCGGGUCCUCACGGGGAGUCUCCCAACUCUCCUCGAGUGGUGACCCGAGGCUCUUACAGUAGCGGACCUCCAUCGCCUUCGUCUUCUACUUGCGGAUCGACCAGGAAGCGUCGCCUUCGUCACGACGACGAGAAUGAGGGCAAUGAACCGCCCCGAAAGUCGUUGAGAGGAACGUCUACUUUUGGUGCUUCUGCAUCUGCAUCAUCCACAACGCCCGCCUCAAAUAGCUGCACGACUCGAUCUGGUGCUAAAAGACCGAAAGUGUCUCUGUAAAACAAGUACAAAAGAAAAAAGUAAAAAGAACAUUGAUUCAUGUAGCCAUCAUCACUGUACUAGAUUGACCUCACUCUUUUCGUUCUCUCCUUCUUUUAUUUUUCAUUGUCUCAUUUCUUGUCCCUUCAUGUUUCCGUAAUUCAUGGUAUGACAAUAAAAUCUUAUUUUCUAUCUCAAAA
Messenger RNA from Tigriopus californicus, 2248 nucleotides. RefSeq lists its product as uncharacterized. The coding region runs from base 351 to 2069 and encodes 572 amino acids. The record is from RefSeq and is a predicted model, not a curated record. NCBI's taxonomy places the organism in Eukaryota, Metazoa, Arthropoda, Copepoda, Harpacticoida, Harpacticidae. Gene Ontology annotation, molecular function: protein binding; transcription coactivator activity. The transcript has 8 exons. Gene Ontology annotation, cellular component: nucleus. Gene Ontology annotation, biological process: positive regulation of DNA-templated transcription.